This is a messenger RNA of Chaetura pelagica (chimney swift), 1890 nucleotides long. RefSeq names its product hormonally up-regulated Neu-associated kinase (gene HUNK). Gene Ontology annotation, cellular component: cytoplasm. NCBI's taxonomy places the organism in Eukaryota, Metazoa, Chordata, Aves, Apodiformes, Apodidae. Gene Ontology annotation, biological process: intracellular signal transduction; protein phosphorylation. Bases 1 to 1890 code for a protein of 629 amino acids. The record is from RefSeq and is a predicted model, not a curated record. Gene Ontology annotation, molecular function: protein serine/threonine kinase activity; ATP binding. The transcript has 10 exons.
AUGGCCUGCGACAAUGCUGAGAGUCAGCACUGCUGCCUGACUUGGCAUCAUCUCCAGAAGGUGGCAGUGAAAGUAAUUGACAAGAAAAGAGCCAAAAAGGACACCUAUGUCACCAAGAAUCUGCGACGGGAAGGGCAGAUCCAACAAAUGAUCCGCCACCCGAACAUUGCUCAGCUGCUGGAUAUACUGGAAACAGAAAACAGCUACUACCUUGUCAUGGAGCUGUGCCCUGGUGGCAACUUGAUGCACAAGAUCUACGAGAAAAAAAGGCUUGAGGAGCACGAAGCACGCAAAUAUAUCCGGCAGCUUAUCCUGGCAGUUGAACAUCUUCAUCGGGCAGGAGUGGUUCACAGAGACUUGAAGAUAGAAAAUCUGCUGCUAGAUGAAGACAACAAUAUCAAGCUUAUUGACUUUGGAUUGAGCAACUGUGCAGGCAUCUUGGGUUAUUCUGAUCCAUUCAGCACCCAGUGUGGGAGCCCAGCAUAUGCAGCGCCUGAACUUCUGGCAAGGAAAAAAUACGGGCCUAAAAUAGAUGUUUGGUCCAUUGGGGUGAACAUGUAUGCAAUGUUGACUGGAACAUUACCCUUUACUGUGGAGCCAUUCAGCUUGAGAGCUUUAUACCAGAAAAUGGUAGACAAAGAAAUGAACCCUUUUCCCACCCAGCUCUCCACAGCGGCCAUAAACUUUCUACGAUCUCUACUAGAGCCAGAUCCUGCAAAGAGACCAAACAUCCAGCAGGCACUUGCAAAUCGAUGGCUUAAUGAGAACUACCCCGGGAGAGCACCUCCCAAUGUCACAUAUCCAAACAGAAUUCACCUUGAGGACAUCAGCCAAAGUGUGCUGCUCCAUAUGACUGAGAAGCUUGGCUACAAGAACAGCGAUGUCAUCAACACUGUGCUCUCAAACAGGGCAAGUCACACCCUUGCCAUCUACUUUCUUCUUAAUAAGAAGCUGGAGCGCUACUUGGCAAGCCUUAGGAAAUCUGAAGGCCAGGACAAUAUUUGCCACAAAAACCAACUAUACCAGAUAGAAAAAUACAAGACAAAUAAAGACUCCUAUGAGGACAAAAAACUCAAAGAACAAGAAAAGAAAGGGGAAAGUCUUCACCGUCAGCUCCCAAAGAAAACAGAGAAAAGUCCAGUUUCAUAUAGACAGCCUUCUUCCUGUCUUAUCUCACAGAUACAGAACACCAAGGCUCUGCUGAAGGACCGGAAAGUCACCAAGGCUGGAGGUUCGGAGAAAGACUCCAGCGGUGGGGUAAGCCCUUUCCACGAACCCCUGGCAACCAAGACAGGCUGUGUCACUUCCAGCUCCCUGGAGUACCUCGAAGUCCAGCAGCCGCCCCCCAGGACCCCUCGGCUCCUCAAGAGGCAGGAGUCCCCGCAGCAGGAGCCAGCCCGGCUCGGCAGCCGGGCAAAGGACUCUCCUCUCAUCCUGAAUAUCGUGCACUCCUUUGAGUCAGUCGACAGAGAGGACCAAAUAGACCAGGUUUCCCCCUCUCAUCAGUACAGGAUUUUAGGCUCUCCAAUGAAUUUCCCUUACAAAAGCUCAAGUGAAAGGACACUGUCCCCGCUUUUCCAGCCAGGGAGUACAUCCCCCAUCCACCCCACCCAAGUCUCUUUCACAUAUGAAGAAAAAGCAUAUCCAACAAAAGAAGAAGCAGUGUCCCCUACUCAACUGGUUUCCAACAACCCCUUGGGCAGCCCUAACUGUGUUAAAAGCAGAGGCAGAUUCCCCAUGAUGGGGAUUGGACAGAUGCUGCGGAAGAGGAACCAGACGAUGCAGUCGGCAAGCGACAAGCCACUGGAAGCAAGGAUGCCUCAGCUGCAGCAGAUGAGCCCCACGCAGAUUUCCUUCAAUGCAGCAGAUGCUGUCAGCGGCCAGUGUUAG